Molecule: messenger RNA, 1183 nt
Organism: Perca fluviatilis (European perch)
Lineage: Eukaryota; Metazoa; Chordata; Actinopteri; Perciformes; Percidae
Exons: 2
Coding region: 129-926 (265 amino acids)
Source: RefSeq, a predicted model, not a curated record
CGUAUGCCUGGGUUCAAGGAUGUGUGCCUGUUGUGAAUGCUACACCUCCCCCCGCCUCACCACAGGAGGCUGACAUUGGACAGGUCCCGGUACAAACAGAGUCAAGAGUCGAUCAGCUAUGUAAUGUUAUGGCCCAAACAAACAGCUCUCCAAAGCAAUCUGGAAAGGAAACAAAUCACAGGAGGCAUGUCCGUUACGAGUGCUUUAAAGUGCAUAGUCCUCACCCCUCAACAAAAAUUGGUCUAAGGAAAAAGCAGCAGGUUAAAUUACCUCCCAUGUCUGUUCCAGGCAAAUUACUGCCACCCCUGUCCUGUUCAGCAGAAAAAGAGGAUGUGGAUGUAGAAGGUAAAGAUUGGGCACGUUCUGUUUAUAACCACACGACUGGAUCAUUAUAUCAGCACAAGAACUUCCAACCCAUACCAAGGCUUGAUCCCUCUUGCCUGCCUCGACACUGCAUCUUUCCUCAGUAUGAGAUUGUGGAUAGCAACUACACAAAACCCAACUCCAAGAAAGCAAGUGGACUAUCCAAACUAGAACCAAGAUAUAACAAGAAGCAAACUGAGACAGGUACCUCACUGAAGCAACUAACCAGCUCCAAGGAUCAGCCAGCAAAGUUUCAGAGGAGAAACGAGGCAGAUGUCUGGCUGAAGACAUUGUCUCCUUCUAGACAUAGAAAUGAAGGGAUUGUGUCCUCUCAGUCUCUGAGGCUGGACACAAUGGUUUUGGCCAAGGGUGUUUCUCUGUUGGAUCCCCAGGCAAUUGAAAAUAACCCUCUCAAAUGUUACCCUCCUACCCAGUCUACCAAGCUGAGGCCGAUACGAAGGGAUGCAGCUGUGCCACUGUUUUCCGUUGAUCAGUUUACUACAGGUCCACCACCUCAGGUCACCCCAUUGUUUCAGUCCCAGGACUGUGACUUUAAAAUGUAGUGAUAUAUGUCUGUGGCUGUAUUUACAGCAGAAUGAUCUUAAUGUUAAGGAAAUAAAAAGACCCUUCUAAUACAAGAACACUUCAUAUAGUGUAGGCAAAAAAAGAAAAUUCAGACUCAAAGCAUUUUUCCCUCCAUGUAUUUGUUGCAUCUUUACAUAUGCCAUAUAGCAGUGAGAUACACUUGUUCACAUAUUAAAAACUGAAUACAAUGUGUUGUUAUUCCUUUUGAAAUCAAUAAACAAUUACAAUAUAUAAA